AUGGCAUGUGCACAAAUGAUGCCACUGAACAGACUUCUCCGUGAUGGCGAUCACGAAGAUUUGGCUGAAGAGCGUCGAACAGCCACUUUCGACACUGACGAAAUGGCUGCAAUCAUUUGGGGAAACAGAGAGGUUGUGAGCCGACGUCGUCAAAUCACCAAAAGAGUGGCUGAACAUCCAGAGCUGCAGGAUCCGUAUAGCCAGGCGUUUAUGACGCGUACAGAGCACAUGGAUCAUGCAGCUAGAAAGGCCACAAACAUGCUCAAAGAUUUGGACGCUCUCGAUGUGAAUCCAGUGAAUAUGAACGAGAUGUACCAUUUAACG
This is a messenger RNA of Ostertagia ostertagi, 324 nucleotides long. The record is from the annotation of a GenBank genome assembly. Lineage: Eukaryota; Metazoa; Nematoda; Chromadorea; Rhabditida; Trichostrongylidae.